UAAAUUGGUCGUGAAGCUGUUUGGAAAGGGUUGAUGAUUAAAUUCAGGGCAAAGUGCACGACAUGGCAACAUAAAGUCAGUGAGGACACACGUCGAGUAGGCUAUCCUCGCCAUUGCAUAACUUUUACUUACGUAGCCUAUCUGAAGUUGGGCACCAGGAUUUGAGCGCUAUGUGGUGCUUUUGCGAUGUUUUCGGCCGUAUGUGGCAAUCGCCGUUUAUUUUGUUUUAUUUGUUGACGUUUUGGGUCGCACCUGCGUUCCUGCAUCCACAGUGUUUGGAUUUUAAACCCCCCUUUCAGCCUCAACAAGAGCUUCAGUUCUGUCAAAUGUAUAAAUACUUCGGCUGCUGUGACUAUGCCAGGGACCAAGAGCUGAUGGCAAAAUACUAUCGAAUAAUGGAUAACUUCGAUUAUUAUGGAUAUUCGAACUGUGCCGUGUACGUUCAGGAUAUGCUUUGUCAGGAAUGCUCUCCAUAUGCUGCUCAUCUUUUUGACGCCGAAGACCCCAGCACGCCUUUACGGACCAUACCUGGACUCUGCCCCGACUAUUGCUCUCAAUUCCAUUCCAAGUGCAGAUCCUUUCUUACCUUGUUAUCUGACGAUCCACGUCUUCCAGAACUUGAGCAUGACCAGCGCAGGCUUUGUCAGUACCUAGAGCUGGAUGACCCAGAUUACUGCUAUCCUCAUAUUUUGAGCAAUGAACGCUUAACCAAAAGUCUGGGCCGCACUGCAUCGGACUCUGAUGGCUGCUUGCAGCUGUGUUUGGAGGAGGUAGCCAAUGGACUCAGAAAUCCUCUCGCCAUGAUUCACGCCAAUGAUGGCACGCACAGGUUUUUCGUUGCUGAACAAGUUGGCCUGGUCUGGGUAUACCUUCCAGAUCGAUCAAAGCUUGAAAAGCCAUUUCUAAACAUCACAAAAGCUGUGUUGACAUCUCCAUGGGAAGGUGAUGAAAGAGGAUUUUUGGGACUCACCUUUCACCCCCGUUUUAAAUACAACGGGAAGCUGUAUGUGUACUACUCUGUUGAGGUGGGCUUUGAUGAGAGAAUCCGUAUCAGUGAGUUCCGUAUCUCUUCUACGGAUAUGAACGUGGUUGACCACGGUUCAGAGAGAAUCAUUUUAGAGAUCGAUGAACCUGCUUCUAAUCACAACGGUGGGCAACUUCUCUUCGCCGAUGAUGGAUACUUAUACAUCUUCACUGGAGAUGGUGGAAUGGCAGGAGAUCCAUUUGGGAAAUUCGGAAAUGCACAGAACAAAUCUGCACUUUUGGGAAAGGCUCUUCGCAUUGACGUAGAUGACAACGAGAGAGGGCCGUUGUAUAGAAUACCACCGGACAAUCCAUUCAUACAUGAACCCAACGCUCGUCCAGAAGUGUAUGCCUAUGGUGUGAGAAACAUGUGGAGAUGCUCUGUAGACAGAGGAGAUCCGAACACCAAGGAAGGAAAAGGACGAAUUUUCUGUGGAGACGUGGGCCAGAAUAAGUAUGAGGAAAUAGACAUUGUGGAGAAGGGCCGGAAUUACGGCUGGAGAGCAAAAGAGGGCUUCUCUUGUUACGACAAAAAACUCUGUGCCAACAGCUCCUUAGAUGAUGUUCUUCCGAUUUACGCAUAUCCACACAAAAUGGGUAAAUCGGUCACAGGAGGAUAUGUUUACAGAGGCUGUGAAAAUCCAAAUUUAAAUGGCAUGUACAUAUUUGGAGACUUCAUGAGUGGACGCCUGAUGAGUUUAAAGGAAAACAGGAACACACACAGCUGGGAAUACAGUGAGAUUUGCAUGGGUGUGGGGCUGACUUGUUCAUUUCCAGGGCUUAUCAACAAUUACUAUCCUUACAUCAUUUCGUUCGCUGAGGAUGAAGCAGGUGAACUCUAUUUCAUGUCCACCGAAAUACCAAGUGCAACAUCUCCUACAGGCGUUGUGUACAAGAUUGUUGACCCUUCAAGACGUGCGCCUCCAGGAAAAUGCAAUUAUGAGCCACUUUCUGUUCGUGUUAAGAGCAGUCUUAUACCAUUCAAGCCAAAGGAAACAUUGAUAGGAGUCCAUGUUCCAACAAAGCUUCCAAGACUCCCAAUUAAAGAGGAACCUCCUGUCGAUGGCUCAAAAGGCUGGUUUCAAGAGCUGUUGGACAUCUUAAAUGAGCAGGAUGGGCAGAUCACCACCACACCAUUCACCCCAACUACACCCAAGCCCCAUAGGACAUCCAGACAGAGGAAGGGUAGACGCAAGAAGGGCAAACACAAGAACGGAAUGGUGAGAUUAGUUGGGGAUGAAGAGGGCCGGAUGGAUCGGGGAAGGGUGGAAGUAUACGCUAAUGGGGAAUGGGGGACUGUUUGUGAUGAUCUCUGGAACACCAAGAAUGCCAUUGUGGUCUGCCGGCAGCUUGGGUUCCACCAUGCACUUAAGGCUGCCAAGCACGCUGAGUUUGGGGAAGGGACGAGCCUGAAGAUUAUUUUGGAUGAUGUGCAGUGUGAGGGGACUGAGGAAACUCUCUUGGAUUGUCAGCAUGCUGGGAUUGGCCAACACAACUGUGCUCACUAUGAAGAUGCAGGAGUGAUAUGUGGAAAUUCAGAUUCAGGCAUAGAAUAAUGUGAAACAUUUCAGAAUCAACCAUUUUGUUAUUAGUUGUAGCACAUAACUGAUCGUUUCCAACUGCAAGAGGGAAGACAUUUGGACUAUAAUACAGUUUUUCUCUGUCACUUUAGGUCCAAUUCUUGAAUCAUCCUUUAAGGGAUAGUUAACUCCAAAAAUG
Molecule: messenger RNA, 2742 nt
Organism: Pimephales promelas (fathead minnow)
Lineage: Eukaryota; Metazoa; Chordata; Actinopteri; Cypriniformes; Leuciscidae
Source: RefSeq, a predicted model, not a curated record